Molecule: messenger RNA, 2305 nt
Organism: Eucalyptus grandis
Lineage: Eukaryota; Viridiplantae; Streptophyta; Magnoliopsida; Myrtales; Myrtaceae
Exons: 1
Coding region: 59-2260 (733 amino acids)
Source: RefSeq, a predicted model, not a curated record
AGUCGCAGAGCUUUGAAGGAAACAGGGGAAUCGAUACCAAGAAAUAGAGACGGCCAUUAUGCUCGGUUGCGUCAAUGGAAGCCUCAACCAGGCCGAGUUUGGCAAGCCCAUGCCCUGGAUCGGCGUCUACAUUGCGGCAGCUUCCCUGGCCUGUGUGAUCGCGAUGGCCGCGGACGCCGCCGCAGGCUUCCGGUACCGGCAGCUCUGGUUCCCGAACCGCUACUUCGCCCUCAACGCCAUGUCGCUGAGCGUCAUUGCGGUCGCGGUCAAGCUCUGCGUUGACCUCAACACGCCAAUGGCGCGCCGGAAGGAACAGCUUGCCAAGCUUAGCAGCUCGGUCCUGAUCUGCACCGUGAUGGGCAAUUCGAUGCCUUCUCUCGGGUCAAUGGAGAACAAGGAACUCCGGUCCAACGUGAUCGCUCUGGCGAUUCUCGUCAUCACAUCUUUUGUGAACAUCUGUAUACAGUUGGGCACCGGAGUGAUCUUCGUCUGCAGGUGGGAACAUGCCUUCGUGAUGUCCCUGAUGCUGCUGUUGCUGGUGACCCUGAGCUUCUCGGCCGCGAUGGUCCCGACGAGCAAGUGCUACUUGGAGAUGAAGUAUUGCAAGAGGCACGAGCUGACUCUGAAGGAGAGCUUGAGCCAGAGCUGCGACAACGUCUUCGACAAGCUCAAGGAGCACCUGUUGAAGUAUGGGAUGAUGGCCCAUUCCUGCAACCCACAAUUCGUUGUGGCGCGGUCCGUGACGUGCACUGCUUCCGGGGCGCUCUGCCUCCUGAGCGCAAUGACCCUGGCGCAGGCAAUUGUCCGGGCUUACCUGCAGCCCUGGAUGUUCGAGUUCGUAUCCUGCUAUGGCCCGUCGGAGUCGGAGUCGGACUAUAAGUGGUCGAGCACGGCGAUUCUCAUCAUGCAGACUAUUGCAGUCGGGGUCGGCACAAUCGCACCAGCAUUCCGAUGGUUCCUCACGAUCAGAUUGAAAUGGCAGAGGCGGGGGAACAAGAGCUACAAGGAUGAAUUCAAGCCCGAAAAGUACUGGAUACAGCAAUUCAUAGAGAUUAAGGAGCGUCCGUUCAAUUUACACGUCCGGAGCCGGCGGUGUCGUAAACUCAUCCAUGACUCAAAGAACGUGGUUUUGGAUAUGCUCAUCAGAAUACAAGUCGGGAUUGUGUUGGGAAGCAAGGCCAUGAGGCUGAUCUCCAUUCUGUUCAUGAGCCCAAUCUUGUUGUUCUGUGAUUUGUACUCCAAUCUGAGGAAGAAGUUCAUACUGAACAUCAGCGAUUCAGACAAGGACUUGCACUCGAGUUCGCCCCUUGAAGGCUCGGCCUCAAAGCCGGACUUCAGCCAAUAUAUUUUGCAUCUCGAGGGCGAGGAAGAAUUGGUGCACGUCAUGAUGCGGAACAAAUGCGACACCAUCGAGCGUUGGAUCCAGAUGGGGAUGAACAAUCAGCCCAAACAUCUCGUGCAACUUUUGGAAGAGACGGAUCCUCGUGGGUUCACAGGGGUCAUGGACUUCGACAGCGAUGCAGUUCCUCCCCUGGAUUCUGCAGAACCACAGAACAAUUGGGCACUGCCGAUCGCGACCUUAACGAGCACAGCCGUCACCAUUCCAGACAUUGACCCAUCUGCCAGAAAACGAUUGCUGCGUGGUGUUCGCGAGGCCCUGAUGUAUGUCAACAUAGUAGAAGAAAGGCUGUGCGCAAAACAAGAAUUGAUGAAUGCCCGAAAGGCGGCGAGUAUUGUGUUCAUGGGAGUCGAUCUCUACCACAAAUGGCUCGACGUAGAUCUCCGCAAAAUUUCCCUCCAGGGAAACACCACAAAGGAUGUGCUCGAAGCGCUUGCGUGCACCGCAAAGAACGUUUUCGUCGAAUUCAAAGCUGUACCAACCCAUGGAUAUUUAAUGGAAUCCCCUUCGGCAUGGCCCGUCAAAGUACGGGCCGCGCAUUCCAUGUACCGUAUAAGCGAGACCCUGCUGCUCGAUUGCAAGAGCAGCGACUGUUAUAUGAGCAACAGAAUCUUCGAGAAGCUAUCAAGGAUGAUCUCCGAUAUUAUUGCGGCCUGCCUCACCAACUUAGAACAUGUCAUAUUCACCGAGUGCUCUCGCAGCGGCAUUGAGGGCCGGACAGAGAGCGUGUGGUCCGCCGCUAUUCUCCUCGGAAGAACGGCAGAAGUGAUGAAAAUCCUAAGCCGGAGGGAGCUUCCAUGUCUGGACUCCGACCAAUUGGCGAGCAUUGACGAGUGGCGAGCAAUGACGAGCGUGCCUUGAGUGACCUGAGGAAGGCUUUACCAACGAAGCCAUUCACAGAUGAGA